AAGCCCAAGGAGCAGGGCAAGCCCAAGGAGCAGGGAAAGCCCAAGGAGCAGGGAAAGACUAAGGAACAGGGCAAGCCCAAGGCGAAGAAGGCGCCCCAGCCCAAGCUCAAGCCAUGGGAGGCUCUUGGACCGGAUGGCAAGAAGCGUGAUUCCCCUGCCAUUUGCAAACAAGCCCACGAAGAAGAGUGCUUUCCUGUACUACAUGGGUAAGCGUCUGCCAGAACUCAAAGACCAAUUCCUCGCGCCCAGCGUCAAGGACCCGAGCAAGAAGGUGGUGGACAUCGGCAAGCUUGCUACCCAAGUUGGUAGCGAAUGGCGAAGUCUGAGCGAGAGCGAUAAGGAGCCAUACAACAAAAAAGCAGCGGCCGGCCUUAGCGAAUACGAACAGAAGCUAGCUGAGUGGAAGAAGCAGUUGAGCCCCGAGGACAUCCGUCGCCAAAACGCGUGGAUCAUGGCCCAAAGGCGCAAAGGCAAGAAGGGCACUGCUCUCUUGAGGGAUCAGCAAAAGCCCAAGAGGCCAUUGAGCGCGUUCUUCGAGUUCAUGAUGGAGUACAGGGCUCAGCAGGGCGGGGCCGGCUCGGUCGUCUCGGUCGCGAAAGAGGCCGGCGAGAAAUGGAAGGCGAUGAGCGCCGCGCAAAAGCAGCCAUACGAGCAAAAGUCUCAAGGAGCACAGGAGCAGUACAAGCGCGACCUCAAGACAUACCAGGAGGCGGCGUGAUCAACGCAUGAACGUCUUGGGGGGUUUGAUUGUUCACAUCUAUUAUCCUACAAGCGCAAUUGUACGUGCGACGUUUGCCAUGAAUGAAAACAUCUAUCUCUAAGGAGUUGGCAAUGUGAAUAAGGCACUUGGUAGGAGCCAGAAGCACCAC
Tilletiaria anomala UBC 951 is the source of this 869-nucleotide messenger RNA. RefSeq names its product HMG-box. The record is from RefSeq and is a predicted model, not a curated record. Bases 134 to 718 code for a protein of 194 amino acids. Lineage: Eukaryota; Fungi; Basidiomycota; Exobasidiomycetes; Georgefischeriales; Tilletiariaceae. The transcript has 4 exons.